AUGAAUAAAUCCAGUCGAAAGAUAACCACCUCUAAGAAACAAAUUGAUGAUAAUAUAUCGCCAGAAGUUGGAUCUGAUUACGACGAUGACUAUGAUAUGGAUUAUCAUUAUUCGAGUGAUGAAAUGCUUGAUCCUACUGAGGAUAAUAAAGUCACUCCCUGGAAUAUGCCGUUGAUUCCUGACAGUCCAAGUAGUGAAGAUCCAGAAAUGGCUACACAACAAUUUUGUAUUGUCUUUCUACAACGAUAUUGUAGUGAUGGUGUUACAAUGGCUCCACCAUUUUCAACAUGUAGUCUUGAUAAUGCUUUAUCACUAUCAGUGGGUACUAGUCAAGUUAGUGAUCGUAAACCAUUGUUUAUAUACUUACACAACGAUAAUAGUGUAGCCUGUCAUGUAUUCUGUCAGCAAGUAUUAUGUUCACCUGGAUUACUUCGAUUUUUAACUGAUCAUGAAUUUAGCCUUUGGCCAUGGGAUGUAACACGUGCACGUGGAAAAGAACGUCUUCUUGGUUGGCUUGAAGUUAAACUACCAAAUUUAUCUAGAAUUAUUACACCUUUAUCUGUAGAUAGUUAUCCUAUCCUUGCUAUGAUUGUCAAGUUAUCUGGUCAAUUAGAAGUGUUAUGCAUAGUUAUGGGUACAGGAAAAGUGAAAAUGUGGCCACUUGAUCCAUUCCCACCAUUGGGUGUACAUACUACUAAUCCUUUAACUAUACAAUCAGAUGAUAGUUUAGCAACAGGAAGUUUAAAAGCUGAUGUAAUUGUUGCUGAAUUAUGGCAAGCGUAUACAAAUUAUCUUGAAGUAUUAGAACCAGAACGUGCAGCUGAACGUGAAUUAAUUGCUCGUAGGCGUGUUUUAGAAGAACAAGAAGCAGCCUAUGAAGAAUCACUUCGUCGAGAUCAACAAAAGGAAUGGGAACGUGCUAAAGCAAAAGCUGAAGAGGAUAGACAAAAGAAACUUGAAGAAGAAAAGCGUAUACAUGAUGAACUAAAAGCAACUCAACAUAGAUUAUCAAUGGCAGCUAGUUUACCACCAGAGCCACCAGUACCAAAAACACCAGCAGCUGAAGCAUUUCUAUCUUCACCAAAAGGUAUUGCAGGUAUUACAACCCUACGUUUUCGAUUACCUCAAGGUGUUACUGAUCUUGUUGACAAUAAUGAUUCAACUAUUAAAAAUGCAACAGUUAUUCGACGUUUCUCUGGUGUAGAUAUAUUAAAACAUGUUUUCAGUUUUUUGGAAUCCAAAGGCUUUUCAAUAUCAGAUUAUAAACUCUUGACUACUUACCCUACUCGAGAUUUAACUUUAAUGGAUGAGAAUAUGACAUUGGCUGACUUGAAACUUGUCCCACAAGAGACUCUUACACUUGAAUUACGCUAA
Messenger RNA from Heterobilharzia americana, 1374 nucleotides. The record is from the annotation of a GenBank genome assembly. Lineage: Eukaryota; Metazoa; Platyhelminthes; Trematoda; Strigeidida; Schistosomatidae.